Pelagomonas calceolata is the source of this 5697-nucleotide messenger RNA. The record is from the annotation of a GenBank genome assembly. Lineage: Eukaryota; Pelagophyceae; Pelagomonadales; Pelagomonadaceae.
AAGAAUUUGCCUCGUUCAUGAGAAGGAUGGAGGCCAACAAAAUUGAUCAUGUGAUUCUGGAGACCGUGGACAAGCAACUGGUCGAAGGCCGAUCAACUCAACCUGCUCCGUCGCCCACGAAGUCCGUCCAGGGCGGCGCGUCGGUCCCAGCGCUCAAAUCAAACGUCGCGGCGCAUCUCCGCCCACGGCUGAAUCACGACCUGCACGCCAUCGACGCGAUUCUUCCUCGACGGCGUGGCGGUGCGAUUCUCGACGCGCGACUUGGCCAGCACGGCCGCGUCGUCGCUGAGAAAUAACUUCGCAAAAAUUAUCGGUGCACCCGAGUCACGGGUUGAUUUGCGCACAGGUCGGUCCUGACGCGAGCCACGUCCCCGCCCAUCGGCAGGACCGGGCGGCACCUCGCGGCGCUCGGGCCGAGCGAGGAGCCCCAGGCCGUCUCGACGUGGUUGCGCCAGUACCGGAGGAUUGCCGACUACUCCUCCAUCUCGCAGACGCGGAGCUUCUACAUGGGCAAUCCCCCGGAAGAGAACUCCACCAUCGCGAACAUGGUGCCGCGCCUCGAGUACAACCUCAAGGCGCGCCAGCUCCAGCGGAUCAAGUUCGGGGAGGUGCUGAGCUCGGGCGGCGCGCGCUACCCGCUCAUGGAGCACAAGCGGGACGCGGACCGAUUAUACGAGGUGCACGGCAAGCCGCUCUACGAGCUCGAGGCGCUCGAGGCCGUCGCGACGUCGCCCCGCGGCACGGCCCCGAUCGACGCCUUCGACCAGGACGCCCACUGGAGCCAGCGCCUCGCGAUGGUGCCGACGCACGCGAUGCUUGCGAAGCAAGCGACGAAGCUCGCGGAUCUGAAGCACAAGUUUAAGAUCAAGACAUAGCUAGCCUCCAAUUGUGCCCACCCCCAGGUAGUCGUCCGGGACCGCACCCGCACCCGCACGUACAAAAGCUUGGAUUUUGCUGGAUUGGAUUUUGGGCAGCUGAAAAGGGUCGGAUGAUGCGCCACGCGCUGCCGCAGUGAUCGCAUAACUGGUCGACGAUGUUACGGGUACCCAGGAGCCUGUGGAGGUCAUGCUCGGGGCUGGCGCGGACGCGAGUCUGCACAAAUUCAAGACUUCGCAUCGGCUACCCAUCGUCAAACUUUGGGAGGCGCGCGUACAGCGACUUAGGCGACGACGCGAAGAAGCGAGAUAUUCUGGAGCACUUGCUCUCGACCGUCGAGCGCGAGCACGGCAGCGAUGGCGUGGAGGUAGCCGCCGUGCUGGGGAACCUCGGGGAGGUGCACAAUCAAUUGGGAGACUACGCCAAGGCGCGAGACGUCCUGGAGCGCGCGCUCCCGAUCUACGAGCGUGAGCAAGGCAACGAAAGGCAAGUGGCCAACACGCUGGGUAACCUAGGGAACGCGCACGGUGGCUUAGGUGACCACGCGAAAAAGCGAGACAUGCAGGAGCGCGCGCUCGCGAUCAAGGAGCGGGUGCACGGCCGCGACCACCCGGAAGUAGCCAACACGCUGUUCAAUCUCGCCCAAGCGCAUGGCAAAUUAGGCGACCUCCCCAAGAGACGCGAGCUCCUAGAACGCGUCCUCCCGAUAUUUAAGCGCGCUCACGGACCUGACCAUCCGUACACGAAGGGGUGUCAAGGACAACUCACCUACACACUGAUGGAACUCGGGAAUACGUAUGGCAAAUUAGGCGACCACGCGAAGAAGCGAGACAUUCUAGAGCAUGCACUCGCGAUGCAGGAGCGGGCGCACGACAGCGAUGGCGUGGAGGUAGCCGCAGUGUUGUUUGAGCUCGGGAAAGCGUACGGCAAAUUAGGCGACCAGACGAAGAAACGAGACAUGAUGGAGCGCGCGCUCACGAUCGAGGAGCGGGAGCUCGGCCGCGAUCACGUGCAAGUGGCCGCCACGCUGAAUGUCCUCGGGGUUGUGUACGGCGAAUCAGGCGACCACGCGAAGGCGCGGGACAUGUUCGAGCGCGCGCUCUCCGUCUUUGAGCGCGAGUACGGCAAGGACAGCACGCAAGUGGCCACCACGCUGCAGGCCCUCGGAAUCCCGUACGGCGCCUUAGGCGACCACGCCAAGUCGCGAGAGGUCCUGCUUCGCGCGCUCGCGAUCAACGAGCAGGCGCACGGGCCCGAUCAUCCCAGCACAAAGCAGACCAAGAAAGUUCUCGCCGUACUUCAGAGCAAGGCGCCACCGCCGGACUUCGACGCUGAGGCAGAAAUAGCGAACGCGUCGAAGAUGCGCAUCAAGGAACUGCAGACUGCCCUCGGCAAGAUGGGCGUGUCGACGCGCGGCCUGUUUGAGAAAACGGAGCUCGUCGACGCGUACGUCGGCGCGUUGCGGGACGGCAAGCGGCCCGACGCGCCCGCGAACGGCGACGAUAAGACGUCGAAGACGGGGUCGGCGAAGGCUUCACUCACACCCCUCGACGUCGUUUUUGAUGUUAUCAACGACACCCUAGAGAAAGAAGGGAGUGGAGGCGAAAACAAAAAGGAGCUGGAGCGCCUGCUAGUGAUUGUCGAGCGUGUAAAAGCGGGAGUCGGUGAUGGCGCGCGCGUUGGAGGCGACGACCUAAAGGAGCUGGAGCGCCUACUGCUCCCGAUUUUCGAGCGUAAGCGCGGUACGGACAGCAUGGAAGUGGCAGCCUUGUUGUCUGGGCUCGGGCAGGCUUACCUGAAACUCGGCGACUAUGCCAAGGCGCGUGACCUACUGGAGCGCGCGCUCGCGAUCAUCGAGCGGACGUACGGCCCCGACCACGCGAUAGUGGCCGUCACGCUGACGAACCUCGGGCUCGCGUACGGCGAGUUAGGCGACCACGCGAAGAAGCGAGACCUGCUAGAGCGCGCGCUCGCAAUCGACGAGCGGACGUACGGAAGCGACCACGCGGAACUAGCAAUUACACUGAUGAACCUCGGGAACGCGUACGGCCAAUUAGGUGACCAGACGAAGAAACGAGACGUGCUAGAGCGCGCGCUCACGAUCUACGAGCGCGAGCACGGUAGCGAUAGUCCGCAAGUGGCCCUCACGCUGAUGAAUCUCGGGAAUGCGCAAGGCGACCAUAGCAAGCGGCGAGAUAUGCUGGAGCGUGCGCUCGUAAUCCAGGAGCGGGCGUACGGCCGCGACCACGCAGAAGUGGCCGGAACGCUGACGAACCUUGGUGGCGUGCACAUUGAUUUAGGCGACCACGCCAAGGCGCGAGACUUCCUGGAGCGCGCGCUCGCGAUCUUUGAGCGGGCGUUUGGCCGCGAUCACACGAGGGUGGCCGACACGCUGUUCAAUCUCGGGGGCGCGUAUUCUUAUCUAGGCGACCACGCGAAGGCGCGAGACGUGCUGGAGCGCGCACUCGCUGUCUACGCGCAGGCAUUCGGAAGCGACCACCCGAAGGUGGCAAACACGCGGACAAUCCUCGAAAACACGCUGAAAAACCUCGCAGCCGACUUGGAGAUCCCGCUGCACACUGCGGCGAUGAGAGGCGACGUCGAUGCGAUAACGCGGCUCCUGGACGGCGGCGCCGAGGUCGACCAGGCAGAGGAGGACGGCAAAACACCGCUGCUCGUUGCGUGCGCUUUAGGCCACGUCGACGUGGUGCGGCUAUUGCUGGAAAAGGGUGCCGACGUUGAUCGGGCGACGGAGAACGGUAUGACGCCGCUGUUCAUCGCCUGUACUGCGGGCCAUGUCGACGCAGUGAAGCAGUUGCUGGACAAAGGUGCUGCGGUCAAUCGGGCGUGGGAGGACGGCGCGACGCCGCUGUUCUUCGCCUGCCAGGAGGGCCACGUCGACGCGGCGCGGCUGGUGCUGGAGAAAGGCGCGGAGGUCGAUCGUGCGAGGGACAACGGAGCGACGCCGCUGUUCAUCGCCUGCUUUUACGGCCACGUCGACACGGCGCGGCUGGUGCUGGACAAAGGCGCGGACGUCAAUCGGCCGGAAGAGGGCGGGCGGACGCCGCUAUGGCAAGCGUGCUACGAGGGUCAGGUCGACGCGGCGCGGCUGUUGUUGGAGCGUGGUGCUGAGGUUGAUCGGGCGACAAAGGACGGUAUGACGCCGCUAUUCAUCGCCUGCCAGAACGGGCACGUCGACGCGGCGCGGCUGUUGUCAGAUAAAGGCGCGGAGGUCGACCGGGCGGACAAGAACGGGCAGACGCCGCUGUACAUCGCCUGUGCUGUGGGCCAGGUCGACGCGGCGCGGCUUUUAGUGGACAAAGGCGCGGAGGUCGAUCGGGCGGUGCAGGGCGCGACGCCGCUGAUGGUCGCCUGCCAGCAGGGCCACGUCGACGUGGUGCGGCUGUUGGUAGAUAAAGGCGCGGAGGUCGACCGGGCGGCGGAGGACGGUCGGACGCCACUGUUCGUCGCAAAAAGCAAGGGUCACUCGUCCAUCGUCGCGUUCCUCGGGGAGCACCAGAAGUGACUACGGGUACGUAUACGCCCAACUCGGUGACUCUUCCGACAUUAACUCCAUCUCGUCCCGGCGCGAAGCGUCUCCGUAAAUGCGGUUCAAUACAUGAAUAACACAGAAACCCACUACUUAUCCUUCUUCCCCUGCUUCCGCCGCUUUCCAUAUCACCCCAAUUGGUAUAUGCUCCCACCCGCGCGGCAGGCCGCCGCACGCCGCCGCCGCCGCCGCCGCGACGCGCGCCACGUCCGUCGCGUUCAGGUCGACCCGCGCGACGGUCUUGAGCCAGCGGUCGGGGUCGCGGACGCCCUUGACCAGCGGGUACCGCUCCUCGGCCGGCCGCUUCUCAUUCUGAUUCGCGGCGGUUCACGAAGGCCGGCCUUCUGAUGAAUAAUUAUUAAGCUUGCUAGUGUGUAGGACGCUAGCCCUUUUGACAGCCACCCGGCCAGGGCUUGUAAGGCUAAAAAAUCUAGGUCAAAUCCACGUACAGACGCCAUACAGCUGCACCACCAGCGCCGUGGUGUUUAGGAGAACGAAAGAGGCUCUGCACAAACAGCAUGGCGUCCCUAGGCUGGAACACAGAGUCGACGCUGCUCCCAAAAAAAGCCAAGAAGAUCGCCGCGCCCAACACAUCAAUGGGCGCACUGAAGGACGAGGUCUUCGCCGCGUCCAUGACCGCCGCGGCGGCCGGCGGCAAGGGAAAAUACGCCCGCGGCACGGCGUCGCGGCGGAGGACCGACGCCGACGACCUCGACUCGGCGGGCCGGAAGCGGCCGCGGCGGCGCGAGGCGCGGCGCGCGCGCGAGGAAGGCGACGAUGACGACCGCGCCGCGGCGUCGCGGCGCAAGCUCGAGGCGAAGGCGAGACUCUACGACGACCUGCGGCGGGGCGAGGCGCGCGCGCCGGCCGAAUUUCUGGUCACGUUCGACGACGCGGGCGCGGCGCCCCCGCCGGCCCGCGUCGCCGAGCAGGAGAGCGGCGGCACGCGCUGGGCCUGGGGCCGGGGCGAGGCCGAGGCGCCCCCGUCCAUGAGUGGUGCGGAGCUGCUCGACGUGGCAGCGCGACGCGCGGCGGCGGACCGCGCCCGGGACGAGCGGCCCGAUAACGACGACGACGCCGCGCCGCGCUCGGACACGGCCGUCAAGAGCCAGUGGGAGAAGACCCUCAACCGGGACGAGAAGAGCCAUCUAGGCGAGAUCCACGCCGAGGCGGAGCGCGAACGCGCCGCGGCGCCGGCUCGCCAAGCGCAAGAAAAAGCGCGCGUCGCGGGCCUGGCGCGGCUCAUCGGACGCCUCGAGAAGGAUAAGUGA